Molecule: messenger RNA, 888 nt
Organism: Aspergillus affinis
Lineage: Eukaryota; Fungi; Ascomycota; Eurotiomycetes; Eurotiales; Aspergillaceae
Exons: 3
Coding region: 1-888 (295 amino acids)
Molecular function (GO): hydrolase activity
Source: RefSeq, a predicted model, not a curated record
AUGGGCUCGGAAGUAUUGCAAUUGUUCCCCAACGGUGGAUGGGAUGUCCACCACCACAUUUUCGAGCCCGUGCGGUUCUCCUACGCCUUAGAUCGCCAUCUCACGCCGCCCCCGGCCACCAUCAAAAACUACCUCGACUUCAAGCAAAAGCUCGGUCUCACCAACUCCGUUCUCACCCAUGGCCUCUCCUAUGGGGCCGACUGCUCUUCCCUAACGACCUUCACCUCCGACCUCGGCCCCGAAAACACGCGAGCCAUCGGUGUUAUCGACCCCAGCACCGUCACCCCCUCGCAGCUGCAAGCCAUGCAGCGGGCCGGUGUCCGCGGCAUCCGCGUGAAUCUGUACCGAUACAGUGCCAUGCACGACGUCGAGGCGCAGAAGACGGCGUUGCGCGAACACGCCCGGGCGUUAGGCUCGCACUGCGCAGGAUGGAGCAUGGCGUUCACGCACACCCAUCCGGAGUUCUGGAGCGAGUUGACCCCCGCAAUUGAGCGCGAGAUCGUGCCCACCGGGGUUAAGCUGGUCACGGAUCAUUUUGCACUGCUGAAGGGCGCGAGUAUGUUGGAAAACACUACUAGCGACGUGUCAAAGCAGGCUGGAUUCGCGGAGAUCGUGGAGCUAGUGAGGGCCGGGCAUCUUUUUAUUAAAAUCAGUGCGCCGUAUCGUGUUAGCAAGCAGGCUCCGGAUUACGCUGAUUUGAAGCCCCUGGUGCGUGCGUUCUUCGAUGCUAAUCCGCGGCAGGUUCUUUGGGGGAGUGAUUGGCCACAUACGCCGUUCUUGGAGGUUGAUGAUCUGGCGUGGUUGACGAGUUUGCGGUCGUGGUUGUCGGCUCGGGAAUGGCAUAUGUUGAUGGUGACGAAUCCGCAGAGUCUAUAUGAUUCGGAGUAG